Molecule: messenger RNA, 1302 nt
Organism: Pristis pectinata (smalltooth sawfish)
Lineage: Eukaryota; Metazoa; Chordata; Chondrichthyes; Rhinopristiformes; Pristidae
Product: sperm acrosome membrane-associated protein 4-like
Exons: 3
Coding region: 248-601 (117 amino acids)
Source: RefSeq, a predicted model, not a curated record
UCAGCGGAUCCGAAGACAGACGUUGAACGAGAGAAAGCGGGUUAAGCUUAUAGAUCUGGCAUCAGGGGUGUGCUACAAGGGGCGUUCUUGAGCAAAACCCUUGCAGAAAGGAAAGGGUUAAUUGCUCUGUGUAUAUAAAGACACUGGAUACACACUCACGAAGCAGUUCCUAUUGAGGAGAGGGGUAGGAAAGGAUCUUGUAAACAAUCAUAUAAUUACUCUUUAUUUCCCCUGGAAUAGGACAAAAAUGAAGCUGUUAUUUCUUGCAGUACUCCUUACCUAUCUUAUUGUUCCAGGUACUAGCCUGAAGUGCGCUUAUUGUGUCCUAAGUCCAUCUCUGUGCAUCAAGAAGGCAACCUGUGAUGCCAAUGAGCUGUGUUACUCCGGGAACGCCAUUUUAGCUUCAGCAACCAUCUUCUCCUCUGGAUGCACGAAUAAAGAAAACUGUGGGAAAGAGAUUACUCAAAAGUAUCUUGGUUUGAACUACAAGUUUUUGGCAGAAUGUUGCAAUUAUGAUUACUGCAACGGAGCAACAGCAGCUCGGCUCUCCCUGUUGGCAGUCUCUGUCAUGGCUCUUGCCUGGUUUGUAGGAUUCCAGUAGAUCUGUGUAAUUCCUCUCAAAGCCUGGUAUUCCUUUAUCUGUUAUGUUCAGCUGCCCACUAUAACAGCAGCAUUUGCACAAUGUUUGUCUUUCCUUUUUUUUGCAUCUUGCUAUUUGUGUUUCAAACAGCAGAUUAGUACCCAAUCGAGUAUGUCCUACGUAUGUGUGCUGUACAAGGUGUGUUAAGGGGAUGGCAUUGCCCAUCGUGAGUUUUCACUUUUUUUUAAACUUUGACAAAAAAUGGGAAGGUUCCUGUAUCGAUCACAUCCUGCAAUCACCAGACAAAAGGCUGUUGUCUUAAUGCCAAAGAAUUCUGCAUUCAGAAGCCCACAGUGCUUCAGAAUAAAUGUUCCACAAAAAAUUCUGAAGCUUUUAAACCUUUUGUAAUAAUCCUUCAUAUAAUCCCAGCCUGCUGUUGUGAAUUUGAUUUUUUCCACAUUAAUGCAAAUUUUGUAUGUGGUAAGAUUUUGAAUGUGCUAUUUUUUUAAUGCAUGCUGUCAUUAGCAGUGCAAAACAACUGCUUUUUAAAAUUCUACACUCUUGUAAUGCUGAAUUACUGAUCUAAAUGUGUCAUAACAAUGGGUAUUUGUAGACUGCAUUGGAAGAGGGGUGUCAAAUAUCAGGGAUAAAAAUGAGCAUUGAUAUAGAGGUUUUCAUGAUUUUGUGUAGAUUUAUAAAUAUGCCAUUAAAAGAUUUCUUAA